GCAGGUCUCAAACAGUCUCUCCUGGAUGUCCAUUGGAGGCUGAGGCUGCCCUUGACACUCUUGGCUCUGGAGAAGCAGAACUGUAGGGAAGGCUUGUAUGAAGGUUUACCUGUCACUUGGGAAAACUGCGGACACAUAGUCUCCCAAUGGCACCUCAUCACAUCCGCAAAUACCAGGAGACUGACCGCAAGAGGGUCCUGGACUUGUUCUCCCAAGGGAUGUUCGAGCAUGUCCCCGCCACAAUCCGCCUUGUGUUGAAGAUGCCACAAACAUUCCUGGUCUUACUUGGGGUGCCCAUCGCCCUACUCCUGGUCUCUGGCUCUUGGCUCCUGGCUCUUGGAUCUAAUGUCACCCUCCUUGUUUUUCUUUGGCUGCUGGCCAGACAUCCUUGGAGGCAGUAUGUGGUCAUGUGUUUGCAGACAGACCUUGCUGACAUCACCAAAUCCUACCUGAGGGACCGUGGUUCCUGCUUUUGGGUGGCUGAGUCUGGGGGGCACGUGGCAGGCAUAGUGGGUGCUCUGCAAGUGAAGGACGCCCCCCCAGGGAGGAAGCAACUGCAGCUGUUUCACCUCUCUGUGGCCUUGGAGCACCGAGGUGAAGGACUAGGGAAAGCCCUGGUCAUGACUGUCCUCCAGUUUGCGAGGGCUCAGGGCUAUAGUGAGGUUGUCCUUGAUACUACCACUGUACAGGAGGCUGCUCUGACCCUCUACCUGCGCAUGGGCUUCCAGAAGACAGGAGAGUACUUCUUUGACAAGGUCUUUAGACUACUGGGCAUUUAUAUGAUUCAAUUAAAAUACUGCCUCCCAUCUGCUCAGGAGGGAAGCCUGUGAGCUAUUGUCUUGUGUAUCAGUCAGGAUCUGAUUGACAAUCCUGUAGCACAAGCAAACCCUGGCAUUUUGGUAGAACAAAUGAUGAAAUCUCAUUGCUGGUGCAUAUCUGAGUCCAGCAUGUUUGCUGGUGAGUUGUGGAUUGGGGGCUUCUAUUCCAUUCAUUGGUUCAUUGGUGUAGAACCAUUUGUAGGUAAAAUGUCAAGAGGAUAAUGUGCACAGAGGUUGCUUGGGUUUGUGAGCCACUAUUUCUCCUGGUCUUUGCUGGGCAGCUCUCUGGGUCUCAGUAUACCUAUGGAAAUGUCCUGGAUAGACUGCAGUACCAGUGACACUAUACAUCAUCAUGUCCCAGCAGCCUAGCUCAGGCAGGGUUCAAAGUGACUGAAGAGCAGCCAAUGCAAAAUGAGAGAGGAACAAAGACUUCUCCAUGCCCUCACAGGUGUCACUUGUGGACACAUCUCAGACUCCAGGGAGAAAUGGAGCUGGCUCAGAAGUGGAGGAGCUACAGAGUCCAGAGUUGAGGGGCACGAUGUGGCUCUAUGAGAAGAAUUGGAGAGCAAUACACUCACUGUA
Ictidomys tridecemlineatus (thirteen-lined ground squirrel) is the source of this 1400-nucleotide messenger RNA. The record is from RefSeq and is a predicted model, not a curated record. Lineage: Eukaryota; Metazoa; Chordata; Mammalia; Rodentia; Sciuridae.